Molecule: messenger RNA, 928 nt
Organism: Vanessa atalanta (red admiral)
Lineage: Eukaryota; Metazoa; Arthropoda; Insecta; Lepidoptera; Nymphalidae
Product: deoxycytidylate deaminase
Exons: 5
Coding region: 219-764 (181 amino acids)
Biological process (GO): dTMP biosynthetic process; dUMP biosynthetic process
Cellular component (GO): cytoplasm
Molecular function (GO): zinc ion binding; dCMP deaminase activity
Source: RefSeq, a predicted model, not a curated record
UUGUCAAUAACUUUACAGUGAAACAGAAACAAUGGAAAUGUUAUCUAUAAUGUAACUAAACAUGAAAGAGUAUAUAUAACCCGCGAAUAACCGUUAAUCAAUUAUUCAGUUGUAUUCAACAACACUAAUUAAAUAUUUACUCUACGUUAUAUUUCCGACUUGACUCCACAUGGUACUUUAGUUUAAGUGAAAAAAAUACCCAACCAAAAACUAUAAAUAUGGACUUACCGGAAAAAAUCGAAAACCUUUCGUUGAAUAACGCUCAAAACAGCACUCAAACAAAACGUGAGGGUUAUAUUGGCUGGAAGGAAUAUUUUAUGGCAAUAGCAUUUUUAGCUGCGAAGCGAAGCAAAGAUCCAAGUUAUCAAGUGGGAGCCUGUGUUGUUAAUAAAGAAAACAAAAUACUUGGGAUUGGGUACAAUGGUUUCCCAAUUGGGUGUAAAGAUGACGAUUUUCCAUGGGGUAAAAAUACACCAUCACCAUUGGACAGUAAAUUCCUUUAUGUAUGUCAUGCAGAAAUGAAUGCGAUAUUGAACAAAAAUUCUGCUGAUUUAAAUAACUGCACAAUAUAUGUGAGCCUCUUUCCAUGCAAUGAGUGUGCUAAAAUUAUAAUACAAUCUGGCAUCAGAGAAGUUGUAUAUCUAUCCGAUGAAAAAGCACACAAGCCGAUGUACAUUGCCUCUAAGAAAAUGUUUGAUGCCGCUGGUGUAAAUUACUGGCAAUUUAUACCAAAGAAUGACACCAUUGUAAUCAAAUUUACAUGAAUUGACUGGAACAACAAGACCUCAUCGAAAUUAUGUAUUAAUUAAUACAAAUCAAUAAAUAUACUUAAGAACUUUUAAAAGCAAUUGUGAUGUUUGUUGGACAUAUUUUUAUAUGAAUUAUAAGUUUUGACUUCAUAUAUUUUUGUAAGGAUAUGUAAUAAAUA